Messenger RNA from Microtus oregoni (creeping vole), 1003 nucleotides. RefSeq names its product four and a half LIM domains 5 (gene Fhl5). The transcript has 6 exons. NCBI's taxonomy places the organism in Eukaryota, Metazoa, Chordata, Mammalia, Rodentia, Cricetidae. Gene Ontology annotation, cellular component: Z disc; nucleus. Gene Ontology annotation, biological process: positive regulation of transcription by RNA polymerase II. Gene Ontology annotation, molecular function: transcription coactivator activity. Bases 146 to 1003 code for a protein of 285 amino acids. The record is from RefSeq and is a predicted model, not a curated record.
UGAAGGGAGGAUCCGAUAAUGCUGAUGACCCAUUCUGUUCCUUUUGGAGUUGACAUGCCUGUGAUUAAGAGGCGAAUCUGUCACCUAUUCUUCCAGACUGUGUAGAUCCAAAGAAAAAGCAGCUGAAGAAAAAGACCAAACAGAAAUGGCAAGUACUCAAUUUGAAUGUCAAUACUGCACGGCAUCGCUUCUUGGGAAGAAGUACAUACUCAAGGAUGAUCAUCUCUACUGUGUCUCCUGCUAUGAUCGGAUCUUUUCUAACUAUUGUGAGCAGUGCAAAGAGCCAAUUGAAUCGGAUUCUAAGGAUCUUUGUUACAAAAACCGUCACUGGCAUGAAGGUUGCUUCAAGUGCACCAAAUGCGACCACUCUUUGGUGGAAAAGCCUUUUGUUGCCAAGGAUGAUCGCCUGCUGUGCACAGACUGUUAUUCUAACGAGUGUUCCUCCAAGUGCUUCCAUUGCAAGAGAAACAUCAUGCCAGGUUCUCGAAAAAUGGAAUUUAAGGACAACUACUGGCAUGAAACCUGCUUUGUGUGUGAGCACUGCCGACAGCCGAUAGGAACCAAGCCUCUGAUCUCGAAAGAGAGCGGCAAUUAUUGUGUGCCAUGCUUCGAGAAGGAGUUCGCUCACUAUUGCAACUUCUGUAAGAAGGUGAUAACUUCCGGUGGAAUAACCUUCCGUGACCAGUUAUGGCAUAAAGAGUGCUUUCUGUGCAGCGGCUGCAGGAAAGAGCUUUGUGAGGAGGCAUUUAUGUCCAGGGAUGAUUUCCCAUUCUGCUUGGAUUGCUACAACCAUCUUUAUGCGAAAAAGUGUGCAGCCUGCACCAAACCCAUCACUGGUCUCAGAGGUGCCAAGUUCAUCUGCUUUCAAGACCGCCAGUGGCACAGUGAGUGCUUCAACUGUGGGAAGUGCUCCGUCUCCUUGGUGGGCCAAGGAUUCUUGACUCAGAACACGGAGAUCUUCUGCCGCAAGUGUGCCUCCGCGGCAGACGCGUCUGACGCGUAG